Caenorhabditis briggsae is the source of this 990-nucleotide messenger RNA. Lineage: Eukaryota; Metazoa; Nematoda; Chromadorea; Rhabditida; Rhabditidae. Gene Ontology annotation, molecular function: signaling receptor activity. The coding region runs from base 1 to 990 and encodes 329 amino acids. The transcript is spliced from 4 exons. Gene Ontology annotation, cellular component: membrane; external side of plasma membrane. The record is from RefSeq and is a predicted model, not a curated record. Gene Ontology annotation, biological process: positive regulation of Wnt signaling pathway.
AUGAAAUUUGUUCUUCUUCUUGCCUCUCUGGUCGCCACAUGCACUGCCUCUAAUUUGGAGAUUCUGGCUUCUCCAGCUUCGUUGAAGUUCCCAGAGGCCGGAUCCACCAUCAAGACCACCCAAAUCUCGACGCUCAAUGAGAAUCUUCUUGGACUUUCCGCCAGACAAGUGGAUGGCUUCUCGGUCGCUGUUGAUUUGUUUGCCCGUCCAAGAGCCCUUGCCGUUGUCUCGGUUGUUGGAGCUUCCGAUGAUUUCACCCUUGGAGGAAAAGUCUACUCGACGAAGAGCGACGGAAUCGAGACUGUUGGAUUCGAGCAGGAUAUGGCUUUGAUCUUCGGAGCUGACCGUGAAUCCGUCCAAGUGACCGCUGGAGGAAUCACCGGAUCCCAGCUUGCACUCGCUGCCAAACAAGAGACCAUCGACGCUUCCGUGAUCAAGACCGCCAGAAGCACCCUCAGAAGCGAGUUGGAGGCUGUUUACCAAUUGGCCGCCGCUAUUAAGGCCGCCGGUGUUCAGAUGGACAACAACGCUGAUGUUUUCCGCGUCAUCAUCAACGGACUGGUUGGAAUCACUGAUGCCGCUCAGAAGCAAGAAGCUGUCGCUGACAUCAAGGCCGCCAUCGAGGCUCUUACCUCUGCCAUCAACAACUCUUACGGCGGACAAGCUGUCGUCGAGCUUCUCACCUUCGAGGCCGAGUCUGGAGCCGCCGAAAACACAGCCGAGGACCGCGAAAUUCCAUCUUCCCACAACAUUCAAAAGAGAGAUGCCGCCGCUGACGCCUACAAAGACAUCAUUCAAAAUGCUCGCAAGGCUUACAUGGUCACAGUUCCAGUGUCCACUGACUACCCAGCCAUCUUUGCCAUUUUCUUCGGAUUGGUUGUGAUUCUUGUUGUGGCCUUGAUCUACAUCGUGGUCGGAAUGGCCUCCAUCGACCCAGAGAAAGACUCAAUCAUCUACAGAAUGACCACCACCAGAAUGAAGAAGGAUUAG